UGCGCUGCUGUUUGCGCCAAUCUGGCUGGGGCAGACACCCAACCCCAGCGGUGCAGCCGCAAGCCAGAGAUGCAUCUGCGUUCUUUGAGCCCGGUCGCAGAGCGACCCUGGAGAAAUGCACGAUGGCCAACCAGGGCUCUAUCUGCAGCGAUCCCGUCAGCGGCGACUGCAGCAACGGUCCUCCUGCCCUUGCCGACCACAGCGCCUUCGAACUCGACUACGACUCCUGCAAUCUCAGGCUCCUCCACAGCCACGGCUACCCAUGCCCUCCCAAUAUCGCCAGCGUCAUUGCUGCUCCAAGCACAGCCGUCGGCGUCGACACCAAGCGUCUCUGCUUUGUUGCUGAGCAGCUCUGGAACCCCAGUCUGCCGACGAAGCUCAUCCGGCUGCCGACAAUCACUCUGAAUAGCCAUGCGAUCGAGGGGCUGGAGGGAGGCUCCGAGGGCCUGACCUUUGCAGAGGCCCGGCACCGCACCUUCAUGAGGAAUCUCGAGCGAUGCAUCAGCCGGGGUAGCAAGGCCAUGGCGACCCAGGACCUCAAGCUCUUUGGCGACGAGAACGACUCUCUCCCAGCGAUUCCGCAGACCAUCAACUCGACCACCAAGGACCCGCACCACCCCGAGCACUCGUGGUCGUCCAUCCAGAACCAGUUCUCGAGCAUUUCGCUGACCGAGGAGCAGAGGACGUACAAGCAGCAUGGCAUCCCAAGGACGACGGCUCCGGUCGAGUCCGAGGCGCUGCGGGCCCUGCGGAUGCCGACCCUGUCGACCCUGGCCAAGCGCUGCCGCAAGUUUGAGUCGGGUCUCAGGCCAACUCCGGGCGGAUCCGUAGUCCCCAAACACACUGCUGCACCGGCAGCUGGCAAGCGACACCGGCGCUGGGGAGCCCUGCCCGCUGGGCAAGACGGUCCCAGGGACAUUGACGAUGGUGAUGGCAAUGGUGGUGGCGACGACGACGGCGACGAAUCGGAGCAGCAGAGCGCCGUCAGCUCUUCGGCAUCGCUGGCAUCGCGGCUCCCAAUGCUCUUUGGCUCCCGGAGCAUGCUCUUUGGCAGUGACGAGGAUCAAGACUCGCCUGGCCAAGACAGGAAGAAGGCCAAGGACAAGCUGAAACGAGAAGUGAGAACGCUUGUGGCUCCGUCUGGAGGUCCCGGUGAUUCAGGCUCUCGGCGAAACAUCAGCCCGAAUGCAGGUGCAAGCGCCAUCCGUGAAGCCCGAACCAAGCUCCCGGCAUUGCCUCUGGCCACACCGCAAUCGCCCGAGAAGCCUGCACUCAAGAGCAAGUUCGACCGAGCCAAGAAGCUUGGGCCAUUGGCAGCGAAAGACAAGGGCAGCGACAGGGCCCAGGCGCAAGUCCAUGUCCACAUCCAAGUCCAAGCCCAGAUUCUUCCAGCGGUGAUGUCCACUAUUCCCGAAGUGUUCUCUCCAAAGCCUCCGCUUCAGUCCCUACCUCUACCCAAUGCAACCAGGCGCAAGCUGGCCGAAAAGGUGCGAACAUCUGUUGCCGGCCCCGCCACGACCGAGCAGGACAUUGUGGCGUACUUCCAGAUUCCUCCACAUGAGCGCCGGGCCUCGGAUCUGCAAAAGAUCUGGGCCGUCCUCAAGACCUUUGACGCCUUCGAGUCUCUCAGCGACAAGACCAUCAAGCAGGUGUGCGAGGUCUCGUUCCUGGCCCGGUACAAUAGCAGCGCCGUGGUGUUCAAGGAAGGCGACUCGCCCUCUGCCUGGUACAUUGUGCUGCAGGGCAGACUCAAGGCCUUCAAGCUCUCCGAAGAGAGGCUCCGCGAUGGCGGCCACGACCGAGACAUUGCCCAGGCCAACAAGCCCCUGGCCAUCUUUUCGUUUGGUCAGGGAUUCGGCGACUAUGCCAUCUUGAAGAACACACCGCGCACAGCUACAAUCAUGGCCAUGGAGGAUGCCGUCGUGAUGGUGGUCUACCGAGUCGACUUUGACCGUAUCAUCAAGGCCUCCAAGCUCGGCCCACAGUACGAAAAAAUCAACUUUUUGUGUCGAACUCCUGUCUUGCAGCUGGUUCCGUUCCAGGACCGCCGGCAGCUGUGCGGGCUCUUUGCAUCGAUCCUCAAGAUUCGCGAGUACAGCAGGGGCAUGUCUGUGCUGGACGAAGGGCAGGUUAUCACGGACCUGGGGUUUAUCAUGGCCGGGGAGUGCGAAGUCUUCAAAACCUUCCUCGACGACGAAACGCAGACCCGAUACCAGGUCAAGCUCGGUGUCUUAGGGCCCAACGAUUAUCUCGGAGAGGAGCCGAUUGUCAAGAACACCCCCAAGGACGUGCGCUCGUCGCUGGCGGUGCGGUGCAGCCAAGACUCCAAGAUUGCCUUUGUGCAGAUCCACAGUGCUCGCGAGGCUUUAUGGAGCUACAUCACCAAGAUGCAGUUCAUUGACGAUCCAAACGAUCAGCACCAAGUCCUGGGCAAGUACCUCGACUCGAUCGACGACCUUCGCCUCAGGCAGUUUCGGCGCCGAACCAUGGCCGGAAUCGCCCGGGAGCUUUCUGGGGAUCCGAACAUGGACUAUGGCCGAUGGAAGAAGCUGGCUCCUCUUUUGUCAGACGCGGGACACAAAUCAGGAUGUCUCUAGCCCGUUUCAGAAUAGUGGCGUAUAUUCGCGAAGUAUCAGCAUCCAAAGACCGGCGGAGAUGCCUCUGGCAUUCCAGCGGGCAAUGAGCUAUGCACCACGUUGGGCGAGAGCGAGAGCCAUCCGUGCCUCUGGAAUCGAGCUGCAUUCGACUGCUGAAGGGGGGGGGAC
This is a messenger RNA of Polychytrium aggregatum, 2765 nucleotides long. RefSeq lists its product as uncharacterized. The transcript has 3 exons. The record is from RefSeq and is a predicted model, not a curated record. Bases 123 to 2597 code for a protein of 824 amino acids. NCBI's taxonomy places the organism in Eukaryota, Fungi, Chytridiomycota, Chytridiomycetes, Polychytriales.